AUGAUGUUAGCUUGGUUUCAGCUGAAUUUGGAAAACGAGUUUGCUAGAACGCUAACCUAUGUUCAGAUUCCAAAUUUCUUUGUAUAUAUUGCUAGCGAGAAACGUUGGAAAGAAAGGGAGACAGGUUUUGCAAUUGGCAGAAUCAACUAUGCCCCAAGGAAGAUUGAAGAUGCUUAUUAUUGUCGAGUGUUGUUAAAUGUUGUCCGUGGUCCCACAUGUUUUGACGACAUCAAGACAUACAAUGGAGUGCUAUAUCCGAGCAACAAGGAUGCGUGCUAUGCCAGGAAAAGGAGUUAUAACCAAAAGAGUGAAGACUGUCCAGACGGCUCUAUCGAGAAUCAGCGCCCAACCGCGCAGUCCGGCUGGCCGAGGAACGAAUGUUCCACGCUCGGCCAAAUCUCGUCCGUCCGUCUGAAGUCUCGGCCAAAGUCCAAAACCGUCGGCCGAUCACGCAUCACGACCCGGGAAACAUCCCGCGGUCGGCCACGCCACGCCACGACCGCGCACGACCAAACGCGCGAGCCGGGAAAACGCCUCGCGGCCGCGCAACUCAUCCGCGUACCACGCCGAUGCGCCGUCCGACCCGGGAAACUACGUCCCGCGUCCGGCCGAGAUUUCAUCGGCCAAAUUCACCGUCCGACCACAGCGGCCGACCACGAAUCCGUCCGACCCCGACCGUUCCGACUCGGCCACACCCGAUUGUCCGGCCGAUCGUCCCGCACGACCGUCCCAACGCCGCGGUCGACCCGAAGCCCUUUUUGA
Molecule: messenger RNA, 762 nt
Organism: Microthlaspi erraticum
Lineage: Eukaryota; Viridiplantae; Streptophyta; Magnoliopsida; Brassicales; Brassicaceae
Source: the annotation of a GenBank genome assembly